AUGGGUGACCGCGAAAAGACAAUGUACGGAUCCACGCUUUCGCUGGAGUCCAUGAAGGUAAUCGCCGAAAGCAUCGGUGUGGGCAGUCUUCCGGAUGAUGCUGCUAAAGAGUUGGCCGAUGAUGUGUCGUACAAGCUGAAACAGAUUGUGCAAGAUGCCGCCAAAUUCAUGCACCACUCGAAGCGCAUGAAGCUGUCAAUCGCUGAUAUUGAUCACUCGCUGAAGGUACGCAACAUCGAGCCGCAGUACGGGUUCGUGACACCGGACUUCAUUCCUUUCCGGUUCGCUUCCGGCGGGGGGCGCGAAUUGCACUUUAUCGACGAGAAGGAAAUCGAUCUAGCCGACAUGGUGCAGGGACAACCGCCAAAGAUUCCGCUCGAACCAUCUCUGCGAGCUCACUGGCUCGCGGUGGAAGGCGUGCAGCCAACCGUGCCUGAAAAUCCACCUCCGCUGUCUAAGGACGUACAGGCGUUGGAUUCCGCGAACCCGGCGCAUAAACUGGACAAAACCAACCAAAAGGACACCACUGGCAAACCGACAAUUAACAAGCACAAACUAAAGAAUUCCGAAACCGUCCAGGUUAAGCAGCUGGCCCAGCACGAGCUCUCCGUUGAGCAGCAGUUGUACUACAAGGAAAUCACCGAAGCCUGCGUCGGUUCGGACGAGGCACGUCGGGCGGAAGCUUUGACAUCUCUGUCCAGCGAUCCAGGCCUGCACGAGAUGCUACCGAGGAUGUGCACAUUCAUCGCGGAAGGUGUAAAGGUGAACGUUGUGCAAAACAACCUCGCGUUGCUGAUCUACCUCAUGCGGAUGGUUCGCGCUCUUCUUGACAACCCUGCGCUGUAUCUGGAGAAAUACCUGCACGAGCUUAUUCCAUGCGUUUCGACGUGCAUCGUUUCGAGACAGCUAUGCAUGCGCCCGGAACUCGACAAUCACUGGGCAUUGCGUGACUUUGCGGCCCGCCUGAUGGCCCAGAUCUGCAAAACAUUCAACACUUCGACAAACAAUCUGCAGACGCGCGUGACGCGUUUGUUUAGCGCUGCGCUUCAGAACGACAAAACGCCUCUCUCGUCGAUGUACGGUGCCCUCCAGGGUUUGUCCGAGUUAGGCACGGAGGUGAUCAAAGUAUUCAUAAUACCACGUCUGAAAUUCAUCUCCGAGCGCGUCGAACCCCUGCUGCAAGGCACCACCAGCAACAUCAGUAACACUGACAAAAUUGCCGCCGGGCACAUUCGGGCGAUGUUGCAAAAAAACGUCCCGGCAAUACUGAAGAGCCUGCGCAACCCACCGGAUCUGGUUGAGGAUUACAAGCGUGACUACGGAUGUCUUGGGCAAACGUUACACCAGGGUGUCGUGAAAGCGCGAUCCGCUUCUCCAUCGUCCGGGACAUCCGGUGGAACGACAGGCGGUGUUGGCGGUCAAACGGGUCCAGGUGCUCCACCGGUAGCAACCUCGAUUACCGUGAGCUCGAGCGGCAACAGUAGCAACACGGUCGUUCUUACGCCAGCCCCACCGAGACCACAAACUCCGCAGGCUUUGGUGACGAAAACGAUACCGGCGACGGCAAUCCAGCGACCGGUGGCAACCGGUGGUUCUGCAGCCGUUCUCACUUCUACUGGACAAGUGUCGCAGCAAAAGUUCGUAAUCGUGCCUCAGCGAACACAAACGCCUUCUCCGUCGCAAGACGAUUUUGUAGGUCCCAUCAUCCAGCGACGAGCUAGUGGAUCGAGUGGAACCACGUCUACUAUUCAGCUGCAAUCGAACCUCAUCAAACUGGAACCUGUACCGGGUGGUACGCUCACGGGGACAGCAAAUCCGGGCUCCGCUAUCGGGCAGAAGGUGGUCAUCAUAAACCAAGCCCCAUCGGGACCAACCGCGAACAUAAUCGCCAAACCAGCGGCAUUUCUUCCUACCACCGGCGGCAACGGUCACGAAAGCCAUGACGAUGUCAUACAAGUCCCGCCCGAGCUGGAUGAUCUUUCGCACUUAGAAUGAGCCCACUAGAACGCGCGCGUACGCGGGGACCUAUUGCGUUUCUAUUUCUUUCUACAUCGUAUUAUAAUAACAGAGGCACACCGGGUGCAAACGGUCAACCUGCUC
Messenger RNA from Anopheles nili, 2100 nucleotides. It is a transcript of the gene Taf6, whose product is annotated as transcription initiation factor TFIID subunit 6. Gene Ontology annotation, biological process: transcription initiation at RNA polymerase II promoter; RNA polymerase II preinitiation complex assembly. Gene Ontology annotation, cellular component: SLIK (SAGA-like) complex; SAGA complex; transcription factor TFIID complex. The transcript has 3 exons. The record is from RefSeq and is a predicted model, not a curated record. Gene Ontology annotation, molecular function: RNA polymerase II general transcription initiation factor activity; protein heterodimerization activity; transcription coactivator activity. Bases 1 to 1995 code for a protein of 664 amino acids. NCBI's taxonomy places the organism in Eukaryota, Metazoa, Arthropoda, Insecta, Diptera, Culicidae.